Salarias fasciatus (jewelled blenny) is the source of this 7072-nucleotide messenger RNA. It is a transcript of the gene bcor, whose product is annotated as BCL6 corepressor. Gene Ontology annotation, biological process: negative regulation of transcription by RNA polymerase II. Gene Ontology annotation, cellular component: nucleus. Lineage: Eukaryota; Metazoa; Chordata; Actinopteri; Blenniiformes; Blenniidae. The record is from RefSeq and is a predicted model, not a curated record. Gene Ontology annotation, molecular function: transcription corepressor activity; protein binding.
CCUUCAGCGAGCCCUCCGAGGCGCCAGUUCCGCUGUCGGGAGGACAUGAAGUGACGGAGAGCGGGAGAAAGGGGCUUUUUCCGAGCGCGGCGUGCUCCGCUCAAACCCAACAUGGCGCUGCUGCGAGGUACGGCCGAGCUGAAUUAAUUUCUCCGCGAAUCCGCCGACCUCGCCACCUGUAUCCUUCGGGGGGGCCCGGGCCGAGCGGCGCACUGCCCUCCUGACUUAAAGGACCUCGCCGGGAUUCCUCCUGUGGAUUUCUCUUUAUCCUGCUUUUUUUUUUUCUUUCUUUCUGCGCAGGAUCUUUUUUGUUGCUUUAUGGAAACCCAAGUGACAUUUUCAACAAAAAGUCCGCUUCAGAUGUAGAGUAAUGGAAGAGACUUUUGUCUAGACAAUAAGAACAGAGACCAAGAGCUUUAGGCUCGAGACUUGGGUUUGUUUUGUGACAAGUGGAUAACCUGUUAGACACUUUUAGUUGUUUUUCUCUUUGGCCGGGAUCGUCUGUCUCCAGCAGACAGGACCGUAACCGGGCUCGUCUACGUGCGCACGGAUCGCUCCCCUUCUAGAUAACUUGGCAAAACAGGAAAAAGGCGUGAGUUGUGGCACUCGGACUCCAGCUGGAACUUGCACCAAUUAAUCAGGGCAACAUCUGUUCGUGAUGUCGAUGCUGAGGCACAAACCAACCUGGAACUAAGACAAGGGAACCACGUCACACAAACCAUGGUGGAUGCAAGGUUGACGCCCCUUGCAGCGAUGGGGCUGGACCGAGGCACUUUGAUUCACGAUGGUCUUCGUCUCCACGGUGGAGUCGUGUAUCCAGGGAUCAGACCACUACCGACAGAGAAGAGCAGAGAGACGUCUGCUCUUCCUCUGACCUACAACAGGGAUGGCCUCCCAGAGCUCAUCUACAAGCCGGACGGCACUCUGGACAGUCGUAAGCCCACGAAUGGAUACCUGGGCCUUUACAAAGGCGCUCAUCCAAGCCUGCACAAGCCUGUGCUGGUUUCUGGAGCAGGAGCUGAAAGUCUGGGCUUGGAACGUAGAGUAGGGCCUGGAGAGAAAGCAUCUGAAUUGGGCUUGGCAAGUGCUGGUGGCAGUUACCUCCGCAUGCCGUGGCUCAGCCCGUACCCCGAAGCAAGCAUGUAUUCCUUCAUGGACACGUCCAAGUACGCAGCUCUAAACAUGUACAAAGCGUCCUUGCUCAGCCAGCCCAACCCAUAUCUUCCCCAGCACCUGGCCUACCCUCUGUGUGCAGCCCAGGGGGGCAGUGUUACUCCGGCUGCCUCUGCUGCUGAGAGGCUCUAUUAUAUGCCUCCCUAUCCCCCUUCUCCCAUCUCCUCUCCCCUGGUGGCACCCCCUAUGAGGAUUCCUGCUGUCACGGUGGCCCCCACUCUGGUUCACUGCCAAGACAAAGGGCUUGGGGUUGCGUCCCCUUUUGGACAGCAGCUUCACCAGCCUUCCCCUCACUCUCAGCACCAUCAGGCUGCUAUAGAGAGGGACCGUUCUCCCAACAGGAGCAGCAGACCAAGCAGACCUCCCUCCAGGAAGAGCUCUAGCAACAACAAUAACAGUAAUAGUACAAACACUAGUGGCACCAGUGGAGGGAAUAAUAAUCGUCUGCCUGCUGAUUCUUCCUCCCAUGUGUCUUCUCGCCUCACCCAACCUCCCCUUCCCUCUGCACUUCAUGAGAAUUCGCUGGAUUUACAACGGCCAGUUGCGAGGAUAGGACAGCCUUCCACCUCUUCCACCUCUUCAGUAUCUGCCUCAUCUUCAUCCACGCAGUCCAUUCCUCAUCCUUUCUCUGUUAGCAGCAUGGCGUCAGAGCAGCCCUCCCCUGCCCGACCCAGCCCCCACAAACCUAGGCCAGGAGAGGGCGCCACUGAGCACAGGAGUGGGAGUGAGAAAAGAUCUAGCAGGUCUCCCUCCAAAGUAAACUUUGAGAGGUCAACACACCAACCUCAAGCAACCAAAGACUCUGCAGAGAAGCCCUUGGAUUUGUCUGGAAGAAUACUUGAGUAUGGGCUGCCUCCCAAUGGAUUUCCCGUUAAGAUGGACACUAUUAGCUCCGGCGCCCGUUAUGGAGUCCCCUCUAGCAGAGAACUCCUUAAAGAAAACCUGCCGCUCUCUCCUUCCUCCCAUCCACAUUCGGUGGUCAGCAGCACUUCUUCAAAGGUCUCAGAAAGGCCAGAGAUGAUCAGCACUUUACACUCCUCCUGGGUCGUACCUAGUCCAUCUCCUUCCCACACACAGCACACGUCAGGCUUGCCCUCUUCUCCGAGGCCUAACACGGACUUGAGCCUCUCACAAACGAAGGGCUCGUCACCCUCCGUUAAAAACAAGAGUCUCGAGAGAGUACUUCCUCAGCAACGUAGUUCAUCCUGUCCAAGAAUGGGAGACUCCAACCAUAAUGCUUCUUCAACUCAGCACUCUGGCUCGUCUGUGAUUAACUCCAGGGCUCUUUCGCCUAAACCUAAUGGUGACUGGGUGAAACACAGCCCGGGCCAGUCAGAUCACCCGUCAGUCGUGGGCCACCACAGAGAGGGGACUGAAAAGCCCUCCCAGGCCACCAAGAGGGGGGAUGUGACUCCAGAUUUGUCGUCAUACAAAAGGCCCUGUUUAGAGAAUGGUCACCCCCCUGGCCACCUUUACCUUCCUCAAAGUGACGCUUUUCUGAACCACAGCUUGGCCUACGCCAACAGAUACCUGCACUACCCUAUCCCUGAUGGAAUGGCACUACACUCUGUGCCAAUUACUGGAAAGAGCCCGGUCUACCCUCACCCAGUCUUGCUGGGCAGCAACAGCCUUUAUCCAACCCACUUGGCAGCAAAACACCCUUUACCGUAUCACAACCUCCCAACAGGAGGCGAAUACCUCACCUAUAACUCGCAGGAGAUGGCCCACCCUUUGAUGCAGACACACUCUGACAGCAAGCUGCCAGACAGAGCAGAUGCACCGCUGAAGCUCCGGGGACAGGAGAAAUCUCGAGGAGCCGCUGAAGAGUGUGGGAGCCAUCGAGAUCACAGCGUUGUGAAAGAAGCAGGCGAAGGAAACCAAAUGAAGCCCGACAGGGAAGUGGGAGCACAAGGACAGGGUAGCAGUCAAAGCAAAACCCCCUCUUCCUCUGCACCAUCCAGAGAAAAGAUUGUGUGCAUUGACCUUGUACACUCAGACACAGAUAUUGAGUCUACCCCUUCAGUCCAAAACCAGCCCUCUGCUGAGACCAGCAUGAAGGUUAACCAAAAUGAAUGUUGUCAUAGUAACCAAAAUUUGACAAAGACUGACUAUGAGCCAAAACACCAACACCACUUUUCUCAUUCUUAUCCGCUCCACUCCGGACAAAGUCCCAACCUAAAAGCCAGCCACGCUGACAGACAACCAGAAAAUCCCUUUAGUAAAACAAAGGCUAUCCAGGACAGCGACUGUCCUGGGGUGACAUCCAGCACUCCCCCAACCUCUCCGGGGUUGGUGGAUCACGCCGAGGAGAGUGCAGAGGAGCAGAGCCCCAGCCCAGACCCCGGAGACCAAGACCAGAGUACCUUACGCUGUGCUCGCACGUCCGGGGAGCGCAGCUCUGGUAAGGACAAAGGGGACAGGAACAGCCGGGCUCCUCAUUUUACACAGCACUCUGCAGAUGUGGUGAGGGAGUUGGACCAGGAGAAUGCCAGUGAAAGGGAGACUGAAAAGGAAGACAGCAUUGUCGACCUAGGGGAGUCUCACGGAGAAGGGGAUGAGGAAGAAGAGGAAGGUUGCCACACUUCAUCUAAAAGUUCUCGUAGAUCCAGUCUGGCCAAAAGGAUCGCAAACUCCUCAGGCUACGUUGGAGACCGCUUUAAAUGUGUCACCACUGAGCUGUAUGCUGACUCCAGCAAGCUGAGCCGUGAACAGAGAGCUCUGCAGAUGGAAGUCAUAUCACGAGAGGGGAGUAAUAUAAGUCAACCUGCAGCUAACUGGGAGCGGGCAAUGAUGCGGUUCUCGGAGCUGGAGCUGAAGGAGAAGGAGGGCGGCGGUGUGUGUGUGUCUGCCUCGGCAGCGGCAGCAGGACGGGAGCUGGCAGACGGCCAGCGCAGAGAGCGAGCGCUGGAGAACUGCCAACACACCACCAGGCAGGGAGAGAGGGAGGGUGUCCGGCCGCCGUACACCAACAACAGGGUUCCAGUCCUCCAGCGGUGCGGGGGCCACAGGCAGCCUUUGUCUCCGGGUCACGGGGCGCAGGACGGGGCCAGAGGCGCCGGCCAGGGAGGGCUCAAGGACGGAGCCCGGAAGGCGACGAGGGAGUCUGAAGGUCACUGCCUGCCCCCCACGCUGACGCCGUCAAAGGGGUACAGUGAGGAGCGGGGCAGCCCCGGCUUCGGCCCCGCCAGGAAACGCCCACUGGGCUCCAGGGCCGGCGAGGAGGACGCAGAGAAGGAGGACGGAGAGUGGGCGUCCCAGCCGGAGAAGAGGGCCAAGCUUUCUACGGACGGGCAGACGAGCGGCGACGACGACGACGAGGAGGUGCGGAAGCUCAAGGUCUGCAUCGAGCUGAAGGGGCUGCGGCUCAGCAAACCCGCCGCCGGCGCCGCUUCUCCCGACGGCCCCCAGAUCAAGCAGGAGAGGCCGUGGCCUCAGCCCCGGCUCGUCACGCCGCUGCAGGCCGCACGGGAUCGCAAGAUCAGGGCCGGCGAACCCGAGGACAGAGCGGCGCUGCAGCGGGCCGAGAUCAACAGGAAAUGGGGCUGCGAGAAAUUGCUUAAUGGAGUAUCUGCCGCCUCCCUUCCCCCCAGCCAGCUGAAGGACAGAGCGCACCCGCCGAACCCCUUCUCAGGUGACCGUGGCCUCAAGGAGCCCAGAAGGGGCCCCCCUUCUCCGGCCCCCGAGCCGUCCGUGGGAGGCGCCCCUCCCCUCAAGCCCCGUCGCCAUAGUGACACGGACAAACCCAAGGGCAAGCGGCCGUGCAAGACCAAACACACCAGCCAGAGGGAGCGUGAGCGCGAGCGCGAGCGGGAGAGGAGGAAGGAGGCCACGCCUAGCAGCCCCGGCCGGCGCGGCGCGGCGGAUCCGGCAGCAGCUGAGGAUGACAAGCUGAGUGAGCAGCGCGGCGCUCCGAGGAAGCGAGCCGCCUCUCCUAAUCAUUAUCCCUGCUCUCCAGUCAAGCCCUGCUCCCCCACCGUGCUCUGCCCGCCCCCCCUGCUGCCCCAGGCCAACGGCAGAGCGGGCGCCGUUCCGCCAGAGGUGACGGGGUUGCACCGGACGCCCCCCGCCGAGCCCUCCGCCGUGCGCCCCAUCCCGCCGGAGGCUCGCCGGCUGAUCGUGAACAAGAACGCCGGCGAGACGCUGCUGCAGCGAGCGGCGCGGCUGGGCUACGAGGAGGUGGUGCUGUACUGUCUGGAGAACAGAGUGUGCGAGGUGAACCACCGGGACUACGCCGGGUACUGCGCCCUCCACGAGGCGUGCGCCCGCGGCUGGCUGAGCAUCGUCCAGCACCUGCUGGAUUACGGCGCCGACAUCAACUGCAGUGCGCAGGACGGCACCAGACCGAUCCACGACGCCGUGGAGAACGACCACCUGGACGUGGUGCGGGUGCUGCUGUCCUACGGCGCCGACCCCACGCUGGCCACGUACUCGGGCCGCGUCCUGCUGAAGAUGACCCACAGCGACAGCAUGGAGCGCUUCCUCACCGAUUAUUUUGCUGACCUUCAGGGCCGCUCGGAUGACGACCCGGGGCUUUAUUGGGAAUUCUAUGGCAGCUCUGUGUGUGAGUCCAGCGAGGAGGGCGGCGUCUACGACAUCCUGGCAGAUCCUCCGGGUCCCGAGGACGAGGAGGAGGAGGACGACAAGAGGGAGGUGUUCGAGUUUGAGUUCUCCGACCGACCUCUGCUGCCUUGCUACAACAUCCAGGUGUCCCUGUCUCAAGGGCCCAGGAACUGGCUGCUGCUGUCCGACGUGCUGCGCCGGCUGCGGAUGUCGCCGCGCGGCUUCCGGCAGACCUUCCCCCACAUGGAGGUGGUGACGGUGGCGGAGGCGGAGUUCUACCGCCAGGCGUCCCUGUCGCAGCUCUUCUCCUGCCCCGAGGAGCUGGAGGGCUUCCACCCCGACAGCAAGGAGCUGCUGGACCUGGUGGAGGACAGCGCCGAGCUGGCCGCGCUGCUGGGCUCCACGCUGGAGUGCCUGGACGACCGCUGGGACCAGCAGGGGGCGGGGCCGGGGCUCGACCGCCUCAAGGACAAAAUCAGGGCCGCCGGCAAGCUGGGCUCAUCCUGACCCCCUCUGACCCCCCCGCCCCCGCCCCCGCCCCCGCCCACUCACCCUGAAUCCUCACGGACUGCAGUUUGCUCUGGGAUCGAGCUCGGGUCGUGACGACCUGCCGGAGCUCGACCUUUAGCUCCAGACGGACCGACCUGCUGGCGGAAACAUUUCCCUCCGUUCCCGGAGGACGACUGGUGACUUAAUAAUGGUCUUAUUUUUAUAAAUUAAUAUAUGUAUAAAUAAAUAGACAAAUCUACAUAUAUAUAUAGAUAUAUAAAUAAAUCUAAAUAUAAGAUAUCUACAGUUUUUGGCUCACGACUUCGCUCUGUGAGUUUUUGUAUGGAAGCGGUGAGACGCGUGGAUCUGACGGAGUGUGUGAGCGCAUGUGUGUGUAUCUGUACAGAGGACCGGAGCCGUGCUAUUGAAUGUGUUAUUUGUGUUUAUAGGAAGCACACGAUGUCCCGUUUUGUUUGUUUGUUAUUUUCCCCCUCUUCCUCAGACUUUAGCGCUCGCUCGAGCCUCAGGGGCUGAUCGGUUGUGUUUCCGCUUCCUGUUUUCAGUCUGUAAAUUAACUUGCAAAAAAAACAAAAAACCAACAACAACAACAACAAAAAAAAAAAAAAAACCCACCAAAUUGUUUGUAUAAUAAAGUUUUAAGAUAAUGUUGAUAUUGACUCUCCGGCACAGAGCUUGUACAUAACAGGGAGGCUACUGCAGUAAAGUAAUUUUUGGUGUGUUCAUUUUCUUUUUGUUUUUUUGUUUUAACUUUGUAAUUAAAAUAUCUCAUAAUUUGUAUUUAUAUUUUACAAAAAGAAGUUGCUUUAAAAUAAAUAUACAAACUGCAAGA